AUGGAGCACAUGUCCUCUCCCGUGAGGUUUCGCAGCGACAUCAGAGCGAGACUGGAGCGUUCCAGUCUGUCCAUUGAGGACGAGGAAGACCUGGCCCGCCCCCGCGCCACAAAGGACCUCCUCCCCACCAUGAGGGACCUCCCCCCCGCCACCAGGGACCUCCCCCAUCUCCCCCACUCCACCAGGGACCUCCCCCAACUCCUCCCUGCCACCAGGGCCCUCCCGCCGCCCCCCCGUCCCGAGGGGCCCCUCCCCGUCGGGGGCAAAGAAGGUGAACCGGAGCCCGAGCCGACAGAGGCCCCACACGCCACAGGGGCCCCGCGUCCGCCUGCGGCCUGCAGCCCUGCAGGCUCUGCCGUCCAAGAGACCCCUCCUCCACCCCUGAAGGCCCGCUGCUCCGCCCCAGAGACCCCUCCUCCACCCUUGACCCCCCGCCGCUCCAUCCCGGAGACCCCUCCUCCACCCUUGAUCCCCCGCCGCUCCACCCCGGAGACCCCUCCUCCACCCCUGAAGGCCCGCCCCUCCGCCCCGGAGACCCCUCCUCCACCCCUGAAGGCCCGCCCCUCCGCCCCGGAGACCCCUCCUCCACCCCUGAAGCCCUGGCGCUCCACCCGGGCGGACAGCGACCUCCAGCCGCUGCAGCUGCGGUCCCAGAUGGCGAGGCAGGGCUCGCUGGACUCCCCGCUCAGCCCCGCCUCGCGGCCACGCAGCCCCUGGGCCCGCCUGGACCCCUACGACUCCCCAGAGUCACUCAAGGCUCCGGAAUUAAACUCAAUGCUGUAUGAAGGGAAUGUGUGUGCCCAGCAGGACCAGGACAAGGAGUAUGUCGGCUUUGCCACGCUGCCCAGCCAGGUGAACCGCAAGACGGUGAAGAAGGGCUUCACCUUCACCCUCAUGGUCACAGGGGAAUCUGGUUUGGGUAAAUCCACCCUGAUCAACAGUCUGUUCCUCACCGAUCUCUACAAAGACCGGAAGGUUCCCAACGCUGAAGAACGGAUCCUCCAGACGGUUGGCAUCGUCAAACACACCGUGGGCAUCGAGGAGAAAGGGGUCCGACUCCGGCUGAACAUCAUCGACACGCCGGGCUUUGGAGACGCUGUCAACAACACAAAGAGCUGGAAGGAGGUGGAGGACUACGUGGACCAGCAGUUUGAGCAGUACUUCAGGGAGGAGAGCGGGCUGAACAGGAAGAACAUCCAGGACCACCGAGUGCACUGCUGCCUCUACUUCAUCUCCCCCUCCGGCCACGGUCUCCGUCCCCUGGAUGUGGAGUGCAUGAGGGCCUUGCAUCAGAAGGUCAACAUAGUUCCUGUCCUGGCCAAGGCUGACAGUCUCACCCCCGCUGAGGUCCGCACCAAGAAGCUGAAGAUCAGGCAGGAGAUUGAACAGUUUGGGAUCAACAUCUACCAGUUUCCCGAGUGUGACUCAGAUGAAGACGAUGAGUUCCAACUACAGGAUCAGAUCCUCAAGAACAGUGUCCCCUUCGCAGUCAUUGGCAGCAACCUUCAGGUUGAGAGUGAAGGCCGAAGGUUCAGAGGUCGAAUCUAUCCGUGGGGGCUUGUAGAAGUGGAGAACCCCGAGCACUCCGACUUCCUGCUGCUGAGGAACAUGCUGGUCCGGACCCACAUGCAGGACCUGAAGGACGUGACCCGGGAGAACCACUACGAGAACUACCGGGCCCAGUGCAUCCAGAGCAUGACCCGCAUGGUGGUGCAGGAGAGGAGGCGCAGUCUGUGUGACCAGAUCCAACAUGAGAACAGCGCAGACGUUCCCCUUCCUCUGGCGGUCAUCGCCAGCGAGAAGGAGAGGCUGAUCUUGGAGAAAGAUCAGGAAUUGCGGAGGAUGCAGGAGGUACUGGAGAGGAUUCAAGAGCAGAUGCUGCAAAACCACAGAGACGGCUUCUAAAUAGAAACCAAGGGAAAGAUGAGGACCAGCCAAGAGAAGAGUUGAAUCAUAGGCAUAGAAAAGACUGAGACUGUGUGGACAGGGCCUCAAUUCUACCCUGGAAACCAAAAUCUAAGCUACUUCCAGGAGUCCUGUCCUUGGGGUCUGAGUUAACAGCUCCACUAGUCUUGAAUUGGGGUCUUAGUCAACAGCUCCAUUAGUCCUGCGUUGGGAUCUUAGUUAACGGCUCCACUAGUCUUGUGUUGGGUUUCUAGUUAACGGCUCAACUAGUCAUGUGUUGGGGUCCUAGUUAACGGCUCGUUGGGCGAUAUAGGACGUCCAUAGGAACAAUUUUUUCUUACUGAUUUUUGUAUUUCUUUUUCCAUUUAAUAUAAAUUUAACCUUUUUAUUUGCAAUUUGAGACCAAAUAAUAAAUUAUUUCAAACUUUAUCAACCUGUUGGCAGAUAUUUUCAUAAAUAGCAAAUCAGAAUGUAAGUUGAUAAAACAAA
This is a messenger RNA of Gadus chalcogrammus (walleye pollock), 2394 nucleotides long. RefSeq names its product septin-5-like. NCBI's taxonomy places the organism in Eukaryota, Metazoa, Chordata, Actinopteri, Gadiformes, Gadidae. Gene Ontology annotation, cellular component: synaptic vesicle; septin ring; microtubule cytoskeleton. The coding region runs from base 1 to 1905 and encodes 634 amino acids. The transcript has 14 exons. Gene Ontology annotation, molecular function: GTPase activity; molecular adaptor activity; GTP binding. Gene Ontology annotation, biological process: regulation of exocytosis; cytoskeleton-dependent cytokinesis. The record is from RefSeq and is a predicted model, not a curated record.